AAAAUUAAGGGGGAGAUAACUAGUAAAAGGACACAAGUCAGCAUAAAUAUUGGAUAUUAUUUACUUUGGAAUUGAUCAGAAUAGCCGGCGAGACUGCAUUUCAUUGUUACUGAAAAUGAAAUCCUCAACUGUGAAUCAAUCGUGGAGGACUCUUAGAAUAUCACCCAAUUAGCAGAAUCACGAGGCAAGAUGCUUCAGUGAUUGGCACGGCAUCGUUAUGAAUUUAUACACGUGCGAAAAUUGUAAUUCACAAUGUUACAGUAUUUAAGCUGAUUUGUUUUAUAUCACUUUACUAGUUAUCUCCCCCUUAAUUUUUAUUUAUUUUUUUAAUAUCCCUAAACUGAACAAUUAUCUAGACUAAUUCUUCAACAAAUAUAUAUUAACGACAGAGGUAGUAUUACCGAGAGGUAAUAUUUAUCCCUACUUAAAUGUCGAUGUUUUGUUAGAAUAAAUUAUACUAUAGGGGAUAAUUUAAUAUUUCUCACGGAAAUACUGAACUACGGCUAGAAAAUAAGUAUAUACACCGUUACUAUGUAAACUCGUAAUACUUUCUCAAUACAAAUACUUGUGUCAGCUAUGAGUUUGUCUUUAAGGACAGAUUUUGCAUUGGACAAAAACAAGAAGAAGAAGAAGAGGGAGUUGGCUGAUGAACAAAAGCAGGAAAUCAGGGAAGCUUUUGACCUCUUUGACACAGAUAAAGAUGGCGCUAUUGACUACUAUGAACUUAAGGUGUGCAUGAGGGCUUUGGGUUUUGAAGUGAAAAAAGACAAUGUGCUAAAAAUACUUUAUGAUUACGAUAUUGAGGAGACAGGCAAAAUCACAUUUGAUGAUUUCAAUGAAGUCAUGACUGAUUUAAUGCUCCAGAGAGAUCCUCAGACUGAACUUCUAAAGGCAUUCAAACUGUUUGAUGAUGAUGAGACUGGAAAAAUAAGCCUAAGGAACUUGAGGAGAGUUGCAAGAGAAUUGGGUGAAAACUUGAAUGAUGAUGAACUUCGAGCUAUGAUUGAUGAAUUUGAUAAAGAUGGUGAUGGAGAGAUUGAUGAAGAAGAAUUCCUCUCGAUCAUGACAGGUGAUACCUGAAGCUGAGAUUUUCUGUCCAGCCUUGCUUCAACACCAUCGCCAAUCAGCUUAACUAAGUACAUGGCUGACACUGAAAACUAAAACACUGCUGGAACCUGUACUACCAACACCACAGCCUUAGCUGCAACAGUCAUUAAAUCAACACACACAGAGCAUCAGCACCACCAACAACAACAAUACCAACACCAAACUUCCACUAAUAUAGCAUUUUUACUGUCACCAACAUCUCCAUUAACUGCAGCAAUGCCACCACUACUAACACUAACUCAACAACCAAUGACACCAUGACUAGGAUCCUCUAUGUGGUAGUGAGAUAUGGUAGAGAUAGCAGCCAAAUCUCUUUCAAAUCACACCCUACUAACUUAAUGUAUGUGUAUAUUAUUAUGUGAAUGAUCCAGCAAGGGAGACCUCUGCACGGUAGUUAAACCUGGUAGAAAUAACAGUUAAAUUUCCCUCAAAUCACUCACUAUUGCCUUAUGUAUGUAUAUAUGUAUGAACCAGCAAGGAAGAUUUCUACAUAUUUACUAGACCUUGUAGAAAAUGCAACCAAACCUCCCUUAAAGCAUCUUAGAAGAUGUACUAAUUAUGUGGUCUUGAGUUUCCUGAACAUCAGAAAAAAUUGGAUAGUCAUAGCUGCAAUGCCUUUGAACGUAAAUCUGCUUGGUCAGAGAUGACCUUGGGCUAAAUAGCAACAGAAGCAACCAACACUACACACUAGAGAGCUUCUACAUGGUUGCUCCACCUGUAGAAACUACAGUCAAAUCUCCAUCAAAUCACUGUCUUGUGUAUGUAUUAUUCAACAAAGAAGACUUUUGUAUAAUAGUAGAAAAAUAUCAGCCAAAUCAUCAUCAAACCACACUCCACUGUCUUAUGUAUGUAUAUAUGUAUGCAUCAGCCACCAAAAGCAACCUUUCCAUAAUAGCUAGAUCUGCUAGAAAUAUCAGCCAAAUUUGCAUCAAAUUGCCCUUUGCUGUUUUAAAUAAAGAAUGCAUCAAAUAAUGUAGUAUUUAUAAAAAAAUGCUACAGUAAUUGUUGAAAAAGAUGAUGAUGAAUACUUUUGGUCAUACGUUUGCGCAAUCAGGACUAACCUGAGACUACACAACAACAAUAUACUACAUUAAGACCACUCAUCACCGGCACUAUUACUACUGCAUAACAACUACCAGUACUACAUAGUGUACCACAGCUACCACAACCAUGGCUGCCAACACAACCAUCAACAUGAACAUGAUCAUCAAAAUGUGCACAGUUACUAGCAGUGAUUAACUCCUACCAGCAUGAUGGCCAACAGCAACACACGGCCACCAACACUAGCAAUAUCAUUGAUGCCAAGUGUUGCUACCAUUAACAUUAUCCAGAUUUUUUAAUACCAAAUAUAUGUCCUCUGCUGGUAAUAUAUAUAUAUAUAUAUAUAAACAUAUAUAUUUAUUCUGAAAGGCAGAUAUGAGUGACUGAACAGAUAAUAUAAUCAAAAGUAUGUAACAGAAAAAUCAGCUGGGCUACUGGAUCAAUAAUUUGUUGAAUCAAACUGUACAUUAGCACUAUAUAUAUGUGUGUGUGUAUGUGUGUAUACAUACGUA
Molecule: messenger RNA, 2660 nt
Organism: Octopus bimaculoides (California two-spot octopus)
Lineage: Eukaryota; Metazoa; Mollusca; Cephalopoda; Octopoda; Octopodidae
Product: centrin-3
Cellular component (GO): myosin II complex
Molecular function (GO): calcium ion binding
Source: RefSeq, a predicted model, not a curated record